GUCAAAAAAUAAGAAUGAAUUGUUAAAAGAUCAGAGGCUUUUUUAAAUUCAAAACAUGCGAUGAUUGCACUUUCUUUUAAGUAUAGGUAAGUUACGAGAGUAGCUUCGGAUCAGACGUGAGAUAUGACGGAGCAUGACUGGGUACUAAAAACGAGACACAUCAAGCUAGAGCCUUGAGCCAUUUUUUAAAUUAAAAAAAAAGAAACUUAAAACUACUAUUUCCGUGCUUUUUUUGUGAAUUUUUAUGGCAUCAACCCUACCUUUUAAACCUCGAACGCAGAUUUGUUCGCUGGAAAACAGUAAAAGUAAUGAUAAUGAAGUCUCGAAUACCAAAUGAAUUUGGUUAACAAUAGAUCAAACAAAUUUAUCAUUUUUGGAAUUGAUUCGGUAAAUGUAUAUAUAAAGGUAGCGGUCGUAUAUAUCUUAUUGCCUUCGCCUUCCGAGAAAAAAAAAAAAAAAAAAAAAAAAGACAAAGAUAUAGUACUCUUUUCUCAUCAAAUUCUAUAUGGGAUAUAAUUGUCUUUUGAAAUUGUCAAAACACCUGCUGCAUUGGGUAUUUCGAAAGAUAUGUUUACUAACGUACUUUUCGUUACUUUGCCCAAAACUGUUUAACAAUACACUGCGCUAAAACUAGCAAGCUUCCUUACUUUGAUGCAAAAAGAAAAUGCAAAUCCUUUCCUUCACCUUGCUUUCCACCUAAAGGAGAAGACGAGCCAACAUGUCAGCCAUUGGAUCUUUGGUGUUUUGCUCUGAAUGCGGAAAUCUUUUAGAAAGUACUACGGCACAAUGGACGACGUGUGAUCAAUGUCAAUCUGUUUAUCCCUCUUCGCAAUUUGCAAAUUUGGCUGUUGAAACAAAAAGUGGUCCAAAUGCAUUUCCUUCUGCUUUAAAGCUAAAGCAUAGCAUUGUCCAGGUGGAAACACAAAAGGAGGAAGCUGCAACGAUUGACGAAAAGUGUCCUAAAUGCGGUAACGAUCAAAUGACUUUUCAUACCUUACAAUUGCGAAGUGCUGAUGAAGGCUCUACUGUCUUUUAUGAAUGUCCUAGGUGUGGUUACAAAUUCAGUACGAAUAAUUAAAAAAAAGGAAAGGUGUUUGUAUGUUUGGUAGCAAAUCCCCUAUUAUUCUUCUGAUCGUAUUCUCUCAAGCGUAAUUUGUCCUUUGAGAUUUCAUGAAAUAUCAGUUGAGGGAAAGGGAUUCUUUUCUACAUUUAAAAUAUUCUUUUUGGUUUGGUUUAUUGGUUAAGCGUAUAAUAUAUAUCUUUUUUUUUUUUGUUUGGAUUAGGUCUCUCAUAUCCACCAUAUUCUUUAAUCCCCUGGAGACGACCAUUAUCCAUGUAUAAACGGCGUUUGAGUUCUAAUCUUAUCAAAAUGGAUUAGUCUGUUGCAUACUAUAGAAAGCUUUUCUGUCCUUUACAGUCGUUUAGUUAUCUCCUUUCUAAUAGUCCGAUAUAUGCUUAAAAGUCAUACAAUGAAUAAUAGAGGUUAUAAUGUUUCUGAUA
Messenger RNA from Schizosaccharomyces octosporus yFS286, 1500 nucleotides. Its product is annotated as DNA-directed RNA polymerase complex I subunit Rpa12. Gene Ontology annotation, molecular function: nucleic acid binding; zinc ion binding; DNA-directed RNA polymerase activity. The coding region runs from base 719 to 1078 and encodes 119 amino acids. Gene Ontology annotation, biological process: DNA-templated transcription; termination of RNA polymerase I transcription. The transcript has 2 exons. Gene Ontology annotation, cellular component: RNA polymerase I complex. The record is from RefSeq and is a predicted model, not a curated record. Lineage: Eukaryota; Fungi; Ascomycota; Schizosaccharomycetes; Schizosaccharomycetales; Schizosaccharomycetaceae.